Messenger RNA from Syzygium oleosum, 2532 nucleotides. RefSeq lists its product as uncharacterized. Gene Ontology annotation, biological process: chloroplast organization. Gene Ontology annotation, cellular component: chloroplast outer membrane. The transcript is spliced from 6 exons. The record is from RefSeq and is a predicted model, not a curated record. Bases 705 to 2165 code for a protein of 486 amino acids. NCBI's taxonomy places the organism in Eukaryota, Viridiplantae, Streptophyta, Magnoliopsida, Myrtales, Myrtaceae.
UUUGUCUAGAAGAGUGUUUCUGUCGCACAAUAUAAAAACAGAUCGAGACCGGCCAUAAUUUCAAUCCAGGUGCUAGCGACAAAACCGGAAACUUUCUAGGUUAAUAAGGUAGUUCACUGAUGAAGAUGACUCAGUAUAUCAGGAGGACAUUGUGGUGACAAAGUAAUCUUGUCGCUGCAGGAAUAAGAUAAUCUAAUGUAGCCGAAGAUCAACAAAUCAAAUCCUUCGAAUUCUAUGGAUCAACUGCACAGACAGGUGAAUUCUUUUUGAUGAUGAAGCAUAAUUCAAAGAACUGUUCUGAGAGACAUCUUUCUACCAACAUAUUGCUUUCACAUUACUUUCGCAAAAGCGCCUUGCCUUGGCCUUUUAUUAUUGUCAGCCAAUCUUUCGGAAGCAGCCCGAGAGACAUUAGAUUUUCACUGCACUUGCGAAAUUUUCUCAGCAAGAUCACUCUAUUCUUUUCUGGUGACAGAGAAAAUGAGUGAUCUCAAAAGUAAAAACCCCAAAGCCAGGGAGAGACUGCGACACCUUGAAAUGAAGAGAGCCGCAAUCGAUCAGGUCUUUUGCUAUUUCAUUGGGACAGUGAUAAAAGAGUUGUCCUGUGAAACUAGGAUAUCAGAAGAUUCAUGCUAACCUAGCACUUGUUUCGACAGGGAGUGGCCUACUUUUGUACUGCUUUGAAAUCUCUAGGGGAGUUCUGGAAGAUGAACCAUGAAUGGAUGGGCAAGAUCAAUUGUGAAGAACUUCAUGGCAAGGAGACCAUCAAUUGGGAAAAGCUUGUUGACGUGGUGUUGGCAACUCUUUAUGACCUGAUAAAAGUAGCGGCAGAAAGUUCCGAGGAGAUGGUUCAACAUGAGCAGAAGAAAGAUCACAGUCAACAAAACAUCACACCUGGCAAAGUCCCCGCGGAGUCUCCAUCCAACCGGACCUCCUGGUUUAGGCCAACAACUUUCAAUUUGAUAUGGAAGACGACCAGAAGUCCUUCUACUGAUGUUACAUUCAUCCCGUGUCUUCUGCGGCCUCGCAGUGGUAGCACUGCGUGGAAACAGAGGCCCAUCCAGGUGAGAGGAAUCGAUACAAGCAAUUCGGAAGCACGGCUUGCAGCUGCAGUACAAAGAAGUGCAAAUGUAGCGGCUGCGACCACGGCACCACCACCACCACCAGUGCCACCACCAGGCACUCCACCACCACCUCUUCCUACACCCUCGAAAGGAUUGCGUACAUCGCCACCACCUCUGCCACCGUUCAAAGGAGCUGCUCCACCGCCUCCUCCUCCACGAACUGCGACCACAUCGUUAUACACCAGGAAAGCAACCACUAGGUUGAGAAGAUCAGCUCAAAUUGCCAGCCUUUAUCGGUUCUUGAAAGCGAAGAUGGACGGGUCAAAUCUAGAGGGUAAAUCUGACAGUGGAAGAAAACAUCAUGCUCGGGGUUCUUCAGGUGGAAACCAAGGGAUGGCUGAUGCAUUAGCAGAGAUGACAAAGAGAUCGGCGUACUUUCAAAAGAUUGAGACAGACGUGCAAACGCAUGGAAAAACGAUCAUAGACUUGAAAGCAAAGAUAAAUUCCUUUCACACCAAGAACAUGGUUGAGCUCCUCAAGUUCCACAACUUGGUUGAAUCGCAUCUCGAUAGUUUAACAGAUGAAACACAGGUUUUAGCAAGGUUCGAAGGCUUUCCCGAGAAGAAGCUCGAAGCUUUAAGAGCAGCAGCAGCCCUGUACUUGAAGCUUGAGGCGAUUGCCGUUCACUUGCAGAACUGGGAGAUUGUGCCUCCGCUUGGCAAGCUUUUUGACCAUAUUGAGAACUACUUCAGCAAGAUGAAACGAGAGGUUGACAUGCUCGAACAAAUAAAGGACGAAGAGGCCAAGAAGUUUCAUAGAUACAAUGUUGAAUUCGACUUCAAUAUCCUUGUAAGAAUCAAGGAAUCGAUGGUCGAUGUUUCUUCGAGAUGCAUGGAGUUGGUACUUAAGGAAAGAAGAGAAGCAAAGGCAAAAGAGAAAGAGGACACCGCAACGAGACUGGCAAGGCGAAGAGAUGGUAACAGCAAGAUGCUUUGGAGGGCUUUUCAAUUGGCUUUCCGGGUGUACUCGUUCGCCGGUGGCCAUGACGACCGUGCGGACAAACUCAGCAAAGAAUUAGCUCAUGAAAUCGAGACCGAUUCUUAGCGUCAUCAAAUCCCGCAUUUCUCUAAGUCGUGGCUUCGACCAUGCAUUAUGUUGCAGCAUCUCCUACUAAUUCUGUUGAUGAGCACUUGACGGUGGACAGAUAGGACACAAGUACAGCUGAGUAGCAAUGCAAUGCAGAAAGUAUCUUAUUCCAUCAGAUACACAACGUGCCGCCAAUCAGAGUUGAGACAUUUUGAUAGACUAUCGUUUUCCCCUUUAACACACACUGAUUUGAUUAAGAAGCAAAUGGUUCUUGACAUCAUCUGUAGCGUAACUGUUCCAACACUGUCUCAAUGCAACGAGUCUUGUAAAUACACUUGAUUUUGCAGUUGAGCUUAAUCCUGAAUGAUCUGGGAAAACAUGACAC